This is a messenger RNA of Ctenocephalides felis (cat flea), 1341 nucleotides long. Its product is annotated as cysteine-rich with EGF-like domain protein 2. The record is from RefSeq and is a predicted model, not a curated record. Gene Ontology annotation, molecular function: calcium ion binding. NCBI's taxonomy places the organism in Eukaryota, Metazoa, Arthropoda, Insecta, Siphonaptera, Pulicidae. Bases 85 to 1203 code for a protein of 372 amino acids. The transcript has 2 exons.
UUUUUAUUAAGUAUAUAAUUGCACAAAUUCUUUUUAUUGAUCUAAAGUAGUUGUAGUAAAGUAUACUUUGUAUAUACAAAAACCAUGAAAAUCAUCUGGCUGUUUUUAUUUAUUUCAUCAUCAACAUUUGCUCUCGAGAACAAAAAUGAGAAAAAAGCUAUUAAACUUGCACCUUGCCAAUCGUGUAGAACUUUAGUGGACUCCUUCAAAAAAGGUAUGGAUAGGACAUCAAGGGGCAAAUAUGAAGGUGGAGAUGCAGCUUGGGAAGAGCAAAAAUUAGGCAGCUAUAUGACAAGUGAAAUUAGGUUAGUUGAAAUUCAAGAAAAGCUUUGUAACGAUGUAGAUCGAGGCCAAGAUCAAUGUCACACAUUAGCGGAAACUAAUGAAGGACUUAUAGAAGAAUGGUGGUUCAAACAUCAAGAAAACGAUUUUAAUCUCCACCAGUGGUUGUGCAUAGACAGGUUAAAAGUAUGUUGUCCUAUCGAGCAUUUUGGACCAGAAUGCCUCCCUUGUGAGGGCUACCCUAAAGUUUGUAAUGGCAAUGGACAGUGUAAAGGAAACGGCACACGUUUGGGUAAUGGCAAAUGCAUAUGCGAUAAAGGAUACAGUGGCGAUAUAUGUGCUCAUUGUGCUGAUGGAUUUUAUGAAUCUUAUAAAGAUGAUGAAAAAUCAUUAUGUUCUCAAUGCCAUACAGCAUGCAAAGGCCCAUGUACGUCAGGUGGAGUCAAAGGAUGUAAAGAUUGCAACAAAGGCUGGUUUAUGAACAAGGACAGCGGUUGCAUGGAUAUUAAUGAAUGUGUUGAAGUUAAAAAUCCUUGCAAAGUUAAUGAAUUUUGUGUUAAUAAUGAAGGCUCAUUUUCAUGCCUGUCCUGUGAUAAAGCCUGUAAGGGCUGUUCAGGUGAUGGUCCUGAUAUGUGUGAAAAAUGUGCCGAAGGGUAUGAACUUAAAGAUAAUAUCUGUGUGGAUGUCUCAAGCCAAGAACGUUCUACAUUUGUUAGUAUAACAAGAUACUUAACAUAUUUUGGGUUGUGUGUUGCCACUUGUAUUGUGCUGCAAAGUUCUACAACUUUGGCUGCUUUGUUUGGACUAGCAGUCGCAAUUUAUAUUUCAGUAUCAGAAUAUAUGUUAAAAACAAAUAAAGGAACCACACCACAAAUAGACCCUAAUUCAAUUGAUUGGCAAAGUCUACUAAAAAGUUCUUAGAUAAAUUGUAUAGAAGGUUAAAAUUAAAUAAUGAAAUUUGCCAAAAAUUUACUUAAGUGGAUGAAUAAUAUAUAUAUCAAAAUCAAGUUGAUAUUUUAAGAAAAUGUAUUGGAAGUUUGCAUGUAUUUUUACUAGUAC